Talaromyces rugulosus is the source of this 1704-nucleotide messenger RNA. RefSeq lists its product as uncharacterized. Gene Ontology annotation, molecular function: carbohydrate:proton symporter activity. The transcript has a single exon. Bases 1 to 1704 code for a protein of 567 amino acids. Gene Ontology annotation, biological process: carbohydrate transport; transmembrane transport. NCBI's taxonomy places the organism in Eukaryota, Fungi, Ascomycota, Eurotiomycetes, Eurotiales, Trichocomaceae. The record is from RefSeq and is a predicted model, not a curated record. Gene Ontology annotation, cellular component: membrane.
AUGAAUGAAAAAUCUCACUCCAUGCACGCAGAGCAAGAGCUCGCUGCGUCCUACUCGCUGGAUGGCAGCACCAUCGGCUUCGAUGAUGGCCAUCUGGUUCGCAUGUCCGAAAUAAUCCCUGAUUUUUCGGACAUGAUAAAAAGAGCUCGACGAGCCGCCCUCUUUGAGCAUCAAAUCACCAAUUUAAACGCUUUGAAACUAUAUUCAAGGGCAGUUUUCUUUUCGUUUGUUCUUUCGCUAGCUAUUGUCAUGGAAGGAUACGACACAUCGCUACUGGCUUCAUUAUACGCAUACCCCGAAUUCCAGCAGCGGUUCGGAGAGAAGCUCCCAAAUGGAAGCUACUCGGUCACAUCGUCCUGGCAGUCUGGCUUGCAGAAUGGGACACAGGCCGGUCAAAUCAUAGGGCUGAUGAUCGCCGGCACUAUGGCCGAUCGAUUUGGCUACAGAAAGACCAUGCUUACGGCGCUUGGCCUGGUCAUCUCAUUCAUUUUCGUUCUUUUCUUCGCGACCGAUAUCAGAAUGCUUUUUGCCGGGGAAUUUCUUUGCGGGUUGCCUUGGGGCAUGUUCCAAACCCUGACGACGACGUAUGCUGCUGAGGUCAGCCCUGUUGUUCUCAAACCAUACUUGACCACGUAUGUCAACCUAUGCUGGGUCACUGGUCAGUUUAUAUCAGCAGGUGUUCUCCGGGCCCUUCUUGGCCGCUCCGACCAGUGGGCAUGGCGAAUCCCCUAUGCGAUUCAAUGGGCGUGGCCGAUUCCUAUCAUCAUUGGCGUACUGUUUGCCCCCGAGUCACCAUGGUGGCUAAUCCGCCAUGGCCGGAGAGAAGAAGCCCGGCGCUCACUUCUUCGACUAUCGUCUUCGCGCGGCAGGGUUGAGACUGGCUAUAACGUAGACGAUUCUAUCGCGCUGAUGACCCUCACUGAUGCCCAAGAAAAGCUCGUUCGCAAUGGCACUUCAUAUUUCGACUGCUUUAAAGGAGUCGAUCUUCGCCGAACAGAGAUCACUUGCUGCGCGUGGAUGAUCCAAGUCCUCAGCGGCAUGUCCUUUGCCGGAAAUACCACUUACUUCUUACAACAGGUUGGCUUUGGCAACUACCAAUCUUUCUCCUUUAACCUGGGAGUUAACGGCAUUGCCUGGGUGGGCACCGUCUGUUCUUGGUUCGUGAUGCAGCACGUCGGUCGACGCUCACUGUAUGUCUACGGCCUAGGAGUAAUGAUUGUUGUAUUGCUGCUCUUCGGGUUUUUCGCCAUCCCUACCCAAACCUCGUCCAUCAACUACGCCUAUGUAGCCUUGAUGAUGAUCUACACAUUUACAUACGACGUCACCAUUGGCCCUGUCGGAUACUGCCUCGUCUCAGAGAUUCCAUCCACGCGCCUUCGCAUAAAGACUACUGCGCUCGCCCGCAACGCGUAUAACAUUGUUUUCAUCGCCGUCAACUUUCUCAAUCCGCAAAUCAUGAACCCGACCGCAUGGAAUCUCAAAGGGAAGGGCGGGUUUAUCUGGGCUGCGCUGUGCUCUCUAUGUUUCGUGUGGAGCUAUUUCCGUCUUCCAGAGCCUAAGGGCCGGACUCCAGCGGAAAUUGACGUCUUGUUUGAUCGGGAGGUCAGGGCGAGGAAAUUUGCCAGUGUUUCCGUCGAACCGUUUCACUCUGCUAGUCACUGUUCGAUAGUUGAACGGUCAUCGUCGGGAGAGUCGUCAGUCUGA